Saccharomyces paradoxus is the source of this 1062-nucleotide messenger RNA. RefSeq names its product Yfh7p (gene YFH7). The transcript has a single exon. Gene Ontology annotation, cellular component: cytoplasm. NCBI's taxonomy places the organism in Eukaryota, Fungi, Ascomycota, Saccharomycetes, Saccharomycetales, Saccharomycetaceae. The record is from RefSeq and is a predicted model, not a curated record. Bases 1 to 1062 code for a protein of 353 amino acids.
AUGGUUGAUACGCAUAAACUAGCAGACGACGUUCUUCAGCUAUUGGAUAACCGUAUCGAAGACAAUUAUAGGGCUUGUGUUGUCCUAGUCGGUUCUCCAGGUUCUGGUAAGUCUACCGUUGCAGAAGAACUUUGUCAAAUUAUAAAUGAAAGAUAUCACACCUUUUUGUCGGAGCAUCCGAAUAUUAUUGAAGUCAAUGAUGGGCAGAAACCUAUAGUUGACUUGGUAGGUUCUCUAAAAUCUCUCCAGCCAAAUGAAGUAGCUGAAAUGAUUGAAAAUCAGGGGCUGUUUAAAAAUCAUGUUGAGGAUGUCAAUUUCCAACCCGUCAAGUACUCAGACCUUACGUCAAAUAACAGAGAAUGUACCACAGUAGUUUCCAGAGGUGGUAUUGCAAAUGCCAUCAGAAUUGCAGCGGCUAACAAUCCUGCCAAUGCUGACCAAUUGGGUCAGAAUAGUAUCAAUAUAGCGCAAAUUGUUCCAAUGGAUGGAUUUCAUUUAUCUCGCAGAUGUCUAGACUUAUUUAAAGACCCGAAAACUGCUCAUAAAAGAAGAGGUUCGCCAUCAACGUUCGACAGUAAUAAUUUCUUGCAACUGUGUAAAAUUCUAGCCAAGACGUCCCUGUGUAAGGUCUCCUCACAUGGUAAGUCUUACCUCACGUCAAGCGUUUUUGAAAAGUUAUCCAAAACUUUUAGCCAAGCGGUUCCUGAUAUCUUUAUUCCCGGGUUUGAUCAUGCUCUAAAGGACCCAACUCAAGACCAGUACUGUAUUUCCAAAUUUACAAGGAUUGUUAUACUCGAAGGUUUAUAUCUACUAUAUGACCAAGAAAACUGGAAGGAAAUAUACCAAACAUUAGCUGAUACGGGGGCUCUUCUUGUUUAUAAGAUUGACAUAGACUAUGAGGUCACCGAAGAAAGGGUGGCCAAAAGGCAUCUGCAAUCAGGCUUGGUGACGACUAUUUCAGAAGGACGAGAAAAGUUUCGCAGCAAUGAUUUGUUAAAUGGCAAGGAUAUAGACAAGCAUUUGAUUAAGGUUGAUAAUAUUGUUCAUAUUCGAAACGAUUAG